ACAAAAAAAAAACAUUAUGUAAAUUUAAAUACCUGGGAAAUGCAGCACUUCUUAGAAACCCUACAUUUUUUUUUAUUCAAAUUGAGCCUAUCAAUGAAGCUCAAUCAAUUUUUAAUCUGAUUGACAUGAGGUUUGUGAACCUAAAAGUUUAUUAGUUAUAUUACUAUUUAAAAAUUGAUAACGAAUCGUGCUUUUUAGACAUUUUUAAUAAGAAAAAAAAUAGGUACCCAUUUAAAAACAAAAAGGCCAGAUUCAAACAACCGCAAUGCCGCCAUUUUUUAGUUUUUUUCGAUAAUAUGAACAUUUUUUAAACCAAAUAUUUUAAACUUUAAAAUUCCACGACGUGAUCGUUUAUUUCAUUUUUAACAUCUUCGGGUAAAAAUUCUGGAAAAACCCGCCGUUUACCCCUACCUCCCCCCCCCUUGAGCUGGAAACGGACAAUUGUCACGUCACGUGAGCUCACGCGUUAUCAUACUGUGUUAUCACGUCACGGUAAACAAAGUGUAUUACAUAUUAUUAUUAUGUCGGAUGUACGGAUUUUAAAUAGUAUAACAAAAUUGAAAAAUACCAUUUAGACUUUACAUUUGCAUAUUGUUUAGUUUUAUUUGUGGCGCUGAUAUUAUAUGUACUUAAUUUUUAAUAUACCAGCACGGCACUGAUGUCACCCUACCUCGGGUGACCUCACGAGUUCCACUAAAACUACUUGCACCAAACUUUGAUUAUAAACUUAUAUACUUGUACUUGUUUUUUUUUGUAACCAUAAUGUAUGAGCUUUUAAUCGAAAAGGUCCGGCAACACGAGGUUCUGUAUAACGUCGGCUCCGUCAAUUAUCGGGACCAACAAAUACGGCAAGCAGCGUGGGAAGAAAUCGGAAAAGAGUUGAAAUUACCAGGGAGUGUGGCCAAACAAAAAUGGGAGCAAUUAAGAAGAUGUUUUUGCAACGCCAGGAACCGACGUCGCGACGAUGGAACAAAAAGUGGUAUGUCUUCUAAGAAGAAGUCAUUAUGGAAGUACGAACCACAAAUGUCAUUUGUUCUACCUUUUUUGGAAAGCAGGAAGAUACGUGGUAACUUAAUUGAGUCUCAGACGUCGGCCAAUCUGAUCAGCGAGCCAGAAGAUACGUCGGAGGGGUCCGAAGAAGAAACCCAAAACGAACAGAGUAUUCAAGAUGACCAAGCUGUAAACGAUGAAGCGACUUUUAGCGACGUAGAACCAGCUGUCGAAAGACGUGAACACACGGCACGUCACAAAAAGCAAAAACCGCGUACCGAUGGUCAAGCGCAACAAGUAGUCGAACUGAUUCUAAAAGAAAAUUUGAAUCUUAGGAAACGUCAAUACGAUGGAAAGUGCGUCCGCCAGGAAGUACCCAAAACAAAUAGCCAGUAUGAAAAUCUAGACGACACCGACAUGUUCUUUCUGAGCAUGGCGAAAAUGACCAAACGGUUGCCAACAGUCGAGCAGGCUCAAAUUAAACUUGCAUUAAGCAAUUCCGUGUUGUCCGCAGAAAUAAUAUACAAUCAACAAUCACGUCCUUCAGCCAGCUAUCCCACCGCACAACAGCCGUUACUUAUUAAAACCGAUUCACCUGUGCCUAGCGACUGUCCCAGUAGCUGAGAUUGUUUUUUUUUUUUAAUAAUGUUCUUAUUUUUUUAUACGUAUCCAUACCCACACAGUACUGCUUAGACAAAAUUAAUAGGUAAAAAAAGACACAAAGAAUAAUUCUUCUGAGAAGAGGUUUCAUCACAGUGUGAUCUAUACGAAACUAAUAUAUUAUUAUAAUAUAAGUGUUAUAGUAUCAUAGUAGUAUAUUUAUAUUUACAAAUAAAUAAUAAAUAGUAUCACUUAAAAAUCACUAGAGAUUGAGAGAAUACCUAAAAAUAAAUAAUACAAAUUAAAAAAUACUUAAAUAGUAAUAAGAACACAAAAUAGAUAAAUCUUUCUUCGCGUCUAGUUUGGUAGGUGGUACAAUAGUUAUACAAUUAUUAUUUUAAUUGACUAAGGAGUAAAAAAAAAUAAAUGUUGGUACUAAAUGGUAAAAUAACAACCACUUAAAACUAACAAACGAUAGGGUUCAUAAUUUUAUAGAUCGUCAUCAAUUAAAUAACUAAAUAAGUUAUCGAGCAAUACCGCAGGUAUUAUAAAGUAAAGGUGUACAAAAAAAAAAAUUGUAUUAAAAUUAAUAUACAAUAACGUUUUGAUAAUGAAAUAAAAUAAAUAUCUAAAUAGUCGAUGAAGUAAUGUGAACGGACGUACUUUCAUAAUAAGUUAAUAU
Adelges cooleyi (spruce gall adelgid) is the source of this 2272-nucleotide messenger RNA. RefSeq names its product transcription factor Adf-1-like. The transcript has 3 exons. Lineage: Eukaryota; Metazoa; Arthropoda; Insecta; Hemiptera; Adelgidae. Bases 763 to 1614 code for a protein of 283 amino acids. Gene Ontology annotation, cellular component: nucleus; transcription regulator complex. The record is from RefSeq and is a predicted model, not a curated record. Gene Ontology annotation, biological process: regulation of transcription by RNA polymerase II.